This is a messenger RNA of Ruditapes philippinarum (Manila clam), 747 nucleotides long. RefSeq lists its product as uncharacterized. The record is from RefSeq and is a predicted model, not a curated record. Gene Ontology annotation, molecular function: calcium ion binding. Gene Ontology annotation, cellular component: extracellular region; lysosome. NCBI's taxonomy places the organism in Eukaryota, Metazoa, Mollusca, Bivalvia, Venerida, Veneridae. Gene Ontology annotation, biological process: cell-matrix adhesion.
GGUAUCAUGUAUGACAUUGAUGAUGAAGGUCAUUGUACAAAAGAGACUAUACCGAAAGAUAUCCAAGCUCUCUGUAUACCAGCGGAGGCUAUUUAUCUGUCAAAGGGUUUGGUAGGAAAAGAGGUCAUUUCAACAUACCAAUUUUCUAAGUCCUACACGGGUACAAGGCUAAUUGUUACAGCAGCUGUUCUUCGCAUAGGUAAUACAUGUGAUCCAGUGAGAGUAUCUCAAUCUGUCAUUCAUCCAAAAGAUGUCACCCAUGGAACACUUCUAAAUCUAGACGUUAUGGACAUCAAACAAGGAAUUAGUGAUCCAUCCAUAUUUUUGCCUCCGCAAUCAUGUAACAGUAUCAAAUAAACUGUUUGAAUAGGUUGCUGAGAUUUUACAUUGCAAACAUUUUGUUACCCUAAAUACAAGUUUAUUUUCGAUUGUACAAGAUUCCGUUGGAACCCAUUAGCUAUUAGAUCCUUACCUUUUCUCCACUAACAAUUUCCAUUUCUCACCUUCAUUAUAGCAGAUUUAAUAUCAGUUUGUUAUGGUGACUGAUUUGGUACGCUUUUGUGCGUCGCGUUGGCGCUAGAGACAACACGACCAAGCGCCAAACGGCGCGUUGUCGCGCUGUCGUCCUGUCUCUAGCGCGGCACGCCAAACGGCGCGUUGUCAUGCGGCAUGUUGUCGCGAUGUCACAUUGUCGGUCGAUUCAAAUUGAAGGAUUGGCUUAUUAGCUAAGCGACAGGGCGACAUAGC